Messenger RNA from Prorocentrum cordatum, 321 nucleotides. The record is from the annotation of a GenBank genome assembly. NCBI's taxonomy places the organism in Eukaryota, Dinophyceae, Prorocentrales, Prorocentraceae.
AUGGCCCUGGGUCUGCAGCCGGUCGUGGGUGGAAGGGGGUGUAUAUCGACAACGACAGCGAUCAAGCUACCACCUCCGAAGGACCACCGACGGAGGAGGAGCACUCGGACACGGACCUUGAGGAGGCGCGGGGCAAGCUGGCCAAGGCCCAGCGACGAGGAUCGCGGCCAGGCCUGCCAGCCCGUACCCACGAGCCUGCAGGACGACCAGGACGAUGCGCCAGGCGCCUGUGCCACGGCGAGCGUGAUCGGCCGCUGCGACCAGAAUGGCGAGACGCAGAGGUCUGCAGGUGACAGCAACGCCUCGCCGCAGAAGGGCUAG